AGAGCAUACACACACUGUACGUUGAUGUAUCGGAGCAGUGUCCAUUGCCCAUGGGCCACAGGCGAGCAGAGUGGUACAGUUUUGGUCUUCACUCUUGAUUCCAAGUCUCCAACUUUUCUCCGGUCUUCAGUCAACCGGAACCUCGCUUGUAGAUCAAUGAUUCCCGGCCAUGAACAGUGCUUAGUGCUUUCUGCCACUGAUCCGGCACUAUAAAAGAACCCCUCCUCCCCCGUCGCUGCCAAGCUCAUCAUCACAUCUCGUGAGACGCUUGCCACUGAUCGAGUAGCCAAGUGUGUGUGCUGAAACCGAACGGAGGGACGGGCAUGGAGCACGCGACGGCGACGCUGGCGACGGAGCUGGACGGGCUGCUGGCCAUGGCGAGGGAGCUGGAGGCGCGGGUGGGCGCCGGCCAGGGCGUGCCGGGUGCCGCGAGGGAGCUCUGCGCCGCGCUGGCCGCGUCCAUCGACCGGGCCGUGCGCCUCGCCGGCAGUGGCGGCAAUGCCGGCGGCAGAGCGAGCGUGAACGGCAAGCUCAGGAGCGGCAGGAAGGCGGCGCUGGCGAAGGUGCGGACGGAGGUGCGCGUGGCGUCGAUGCAGGACCUGGGGCCGCUCGACGACGGGAUGAUCUGGCGGAAGUACGGCCAGAAGUACGGCCAGAAGGCCAGAAGGCACACGCAGGGCUGCGCCGCCACCAAGCAGGUGCAGCGCGCGACGGCCGACCCGCUGCUCUUCGACGUCGUGUACCUCGGCGCGCACACCUGCGCCCAGGCCGCCGCGAUCCUGACCGGCCCGGAACACCAGCCGCCGCCUGCUGCCUUCGGCCAGGAGCAGCAGAGCCCGCCGGAAGGGGUUCAGUGGCCGGCAGAGCCCGUGAGUCCGUUUUGCUUGCCCUCCUCGCCGGCGAGCUCCUGGUGCCAGCUUACCGGGAGCUACGGCUACGCGGCAGCGGGCGGCGGCCUCGGAGUUGACAUGGAGCUAGAAGGUCAACUCGACGAGCUGUUCUUGGACCUGUCAGGGAUUUUGUAACCGUAGUACAAGAAUGCGAACUCAGCUAUCACUUCGUGGCCCUCUUCUGUUUAUGGAACUGAAAACUCCAUUAUUA
This is a messenger RNA of Triticum aestivum (bread wheat), 1101 nucleotides long. Its product is annotated as transcription factor WRKY19-like. The record is from RefSeq and is a predicted model, not a curated record. The transcript has a single exon. NCBI's taxonomy places the organism in Eukaryota, Viridiplantae, Streptophyta, Magnoliopsida, Poales, Poaceae. The coding region runs from base 324 to 1025 and encodes 233 amino acids. Gene Ontology annotation, molecular function: DNA-binding transcription factor activity; transcription cis-regulatory region binding. Gene Ontology annotation, biological process: regulation of DNA-templated transcription. Gene Ontology annotation, cellular component: nucleus.